UCAAGUCCAGUAACUCAUCAGAAUAAAAAUGUAUUUCUUACCUUGCUCUCCAAGCAGUGUAGGUUUUCAAAUGUUCAGUGUAUCCAUAACUGUUUAAAAGAUCAAUUUUGCAGAAAGACGGAAACUUCCACAGCUUUAAGAAAGAAUUUGCGUUUUUUGGUUGUGCAACAAAAAUUUGGAAUAACAAUGAUUUAGGGGAACAUUCUACCUUUAAGAAAUGAGUUUUAUUCUGAUUGGUUGAACGUGAGUCUGCCAAUCAGAAGCUAGAAACUUGGUGGUGAUCCGGCCUGUCGCUUCCCUUCCCAACUAGCAUCGCACUCAGCCCGAGACAAUGUGAAAUUGGUCAGCGAGCUAUAGAGGGUUUGCGAUCGUUUUCGCCGAUGCAUUCAUUGGGAUUUUAACCACAAAAUAGAGGCCUUUUUGAAACUAUUUCGAGCAUCACUUAAAAGGUGAAGACAUUUUCCCUGCAUUGCAGCCUUUUCAGUAAUGAAACUCGGCACAAACAAUUCUAAUCUUAAGGAAACGCCGAAUGCUACGGAGCUGCGGUGAAACAAUUGGAAUGCUUAAUACUGGCAAUGAGAUGUUACAAUAUAUUUUACUUUUUAAAAUCGAAACUGCUAUUUUGCAUGUUUAUCUCCUGGGAUCUAAUUUUAGGAGAAAUUCGUUACUCGAUUCCUGAAGAAUUGCAUCUGGGUGCAUUCGUUGGAAACGUUGCUGACGAUUUGGGAUUUGAUGUCCAGCAGCUAUCUGCUCGGAAUUUUCGACUUGUAUCGGGUCCAAAUCAGCGAUAUUUGGAAGUCAAUUUACACAAUGGGAUUCUGUUCGUAAAUGAAAAGGUUGACAGGGAACAAAUCUGCGGCCCUCGUCUCACUUGCGUUUUGUCUUUGGAAGCUGUGCUUGAAAAUCCUUUGAAUUUGCAUCAGAUCGAGGUGGAGAUUCGCGAUAUAAAUGACAACGCUCCCAGUUUCCCGAAGGGCCAGGUCCGCCUUGAAAUCUCCGAAGUUGCUGCGCCGGGUAAGCGUUUUCCCCUCGAGUGCGCGCACGAUCCUGAUGUUGGAAUUAACUCCGUACAGACCUACCAGCUGGUUGCAAAUGAAUACUUCUUGUUAAAUGUUGAGGCGGGCAUUGGAGAUGGGAAGUUACCCGUACUAGUGCUAGAAAAGCCCCUGGACAGAGAGAAGCAAUCGAUCCACAGGCUACUGCUGUUGGCCAAAGACGGCGGGGUACCCGAGAGGUCUGGUACUACCCAGAUCAAUAUCAUAGUUGAAGAUGCCAACGACAAUGAGCCAUUUUUCCUGCAAUCGGUUUACAGAGUCAGCCUGGCAGAGAAUAUAACUAAAGGGUCCUUGGCUCUGCGGGUAAACGCCACGGAUUUAGAUGAUGGUUCUAAUGGAGAGAUUGUGUACUCUUUCAGUAGUGUUGCAUCUGCUGAAGUCCGUGAACUGUUUGGUUUGGAUUCGAAAACGGGCGAGAUCAGAACCAAAGCGAAUUUGGACUAUGAGGAUGUUAACGUUUUCGAAUUUAUUGUACAAGCAAAGGACCAGGGACUUAAUGCCAACCCAACAUACUGUCAUGUUGUGUUGAACAUUAUUGAUGUCAAUGAUAAUGCCCCUGAAGUGACGCUGACAUCCUUAUCCAGCCCUGUUCCAGAAGACUCUCUGCCUGGAACUGUAGUAGCCCUGAUCAGUGCGUCAGACAGGGAUUCCGGAAAAUUUGGGCAGCUGCAGUGUAAAAUCGGCAAUCAUCUUCCCUUCGCACUGGAUUCGUCCUCCAAGAAGUAUUUACGGUUGAUCACGCAGGAACGGCUGGACCGCGAAUCCUUCUCUACCUAUGAUGUGACUAUCACUUGUAACGAUGGCGGAACCCCGCCUCUCUCCACCAACAAAACCAUUGUGGUUGAAGUUUCAGACAGGAAUGACAACGCGCCACAGUUUGCGCAACCGUCCCUCACAGCCUACGUGAUGGAGAAUAACGAAAUCGAUGCGUCCAUUUUCUCGGUGUCAGCUUCGGAUCCCGACCUAGGGCAAAACGGCCAGCUGUCCUAUUAUAUCCUGGAGAGCCAGGUUCAGGGCGAAUCGGUAAGCAGGUACAUCCACAUAAAUUCAGAGAGUGGCGUGAUAUAUUCCUUUCGAUCUUUUGACCACGAGCAAUUAAAAAACUUGCAGGUCCGAGUUCAAGCGCGUGAUCGUGGAGUCCCACAACUCGCUAGCAACGUCUCCAUAGACAUCAUUAUCCUUGAUCAGAAUGACAACGCUCCAGUGAUUGUGCAUCCGAUAACUGAGUAUGGGUCAACAGUGACAGAGACCCUACCCCAAUUGGCGGAUCCAGGGUAUCUCGUGACCAAGGUAACGGCCACUGAUGCAGACUCAGGGCAAAAUGCUCACCUAUCCUAUCGGAUUUUCCAUGAUAACAAUUGGGGACUUUUUACGAUUUCAUUGGAAACGGGUGAAAUAUGGACAACCCGAAGGAUUACAAAGACAGAUGCAAACAAGCAGAAGUUAGAUAUCCUUGUAAAUGACAAUGGAGUACCAGCACUUACAGCGACAAUUACUAUCAUCCUGACAAUUGUAGAAGGCAGUGCGGAAAUGCUCAAUGACCCAGGCAGUUUAGCUGAAAGCCCUGGCUUCACUUUUGAUACCAACCUGUACUUAGUUAUUUCUUUGGGAAUUAUCUCGUCGGUUUUUUUGGUGGUUUUAAUCAUACUGGCUAUUAAGCUUAAUGGAAGCAGAGCUGCUUUUGAUGGACGCAUAUGUUUUUUGGGCACAUGUUGCUGCUUUGAAUCGAGAAAUGGAAUUCAGAAAGCCAGCCGGAACCUACAGAUUACCCCCAACUAUGUUGAAGUAUUUGGGGGCGAUCCACUUUCCCAAAGUUUUCGUUAUGACACAUGUUCGCUAAAGAGGGACGUCCAUUUCCCCAGCACGUCCACAGAAAAUAACAAAGCUUGGAGGGAAAUCGUUGUAAACGGGGAGAAAGCUAUACUUAGUGAGGUGAGGCGCCUGGAUGGAAAGGAUAUUAAUCGACUAUGCCAACCAGAUUGGGUUCGGGAAUUUACAACACAUGUUUUACUAUUUCACACAAUUUCUUGUAUCUAUUUACAGGCCGAUCCAGAUGCCAUGGUACAAUGUUCUUUUUUUACUUGUUGA
This is a messenger RNA of Stegostoma tigrinum, 3143 nucleotides long. Its product is annotated as protocadherin-10-like. Gene Ontology annotation, biological process: homophilic cell-cell adhesion. NCBI's taxonomy places the organism in Eukaryota, Metazoa, Chordata, Chondrichthyes, Orectolobiformes, Stegostomatidae. The transcript has a single exon. The record is from RefSeq and is a predicted model, not a curated record. Bases 576 to 3143 code for a protein of 855 amino acids. Gene Ontology annotation, cellular component: plasma membrane. Gene Ontology annotation, molecular function: calcium ion binding.